UUAACCCUGACGCCUCCAGUCCCCAAAAGGUAAGAAUCUAAGAAUCCCAAGUAAUUAGCUAGAGACAAUUAAGUCUUGGCAUCACAUUAUAUGAGAUGAUGGGGUGGGAGGCAACAUGGCAAUUUUGAGACUCGUCAAGAAUGCCAGAGACAGAGCGAGCUUAGUGUGACACAGGCGCGGUCCUUUGGUCCAGCUCGAUCGAUGUCGUCAACGAUGAUUCGUCACGUGAUGCUGAGCCACAAGAGAACGCCACACUCAGCCCCUCCACGUCAACCGACGUUGGAAGGAGCGCUGCAUGCAGGUUACAGCCUCGUGUUUGUGUGCCAACCAAUGUUUUGAGACGGAGCUUCACUUUCUUGCCCGCCCGCCACACUUCAGCGAAUACAACCUCGCAACCGAUCGUCCCACGUCGACGCUUGUCAAAACUCCAACGCGCGCAGUUAAAGCCUCCAAAAUGCCACCAGCACUGAGCGACGACGAUUCCUCGGAUCAGGCCGAAUUUACGGCUCCCACCCGAUCGACACGAAAGGCAGCGCAAGCCGUGCCCAUCGAUCCGGUUUCCGACACGAACGAGGAUGACAUUGAAGCUUCCAAUGCCGAUUCCGCAGAUGAGGAUGAUGAUAUUGGAUCGGAUGUCGAGGGCCUCGAUGAGGACGUGUUUAUUGUGGAGUUAAUUAAGAACCACACCAUUGACGAAGAUGGUAGUCUCAAGUUCCAAGUCAAGUGGGAAGGAUAUGAGAGCAAGAAGGACUUGACAUGGGAGCCUGAGGAGAAUCUCAAGGAAACUGCUGAAGAGAUUCUCGAAAUCUAUUUUGAGAAAAUUGGCGGUCGAGACAAAAUCUUUGAGGAAACGGACAAGGCGUCCAAGUCGAAGAAACGCAGGCGAACAACUAACGGCGGUACCCCUAACACCACGACAAAAAGAUCACGACGCAACGGAGUGCAUCCCGCCGAGACUACUCCCCCUGCGACUGUGAAAUCGCAGUGGGGUCCCCCUGCAGGCUCUUGGGAGGACGAGAUUGAAUCGAUCGAUGCUUGCGAGGACGAGGGCAGUGGCAAAUUGAUGGUUUAUCUUAUUUGGAAGAACGGCCAUAAAACCAAGCACGAAACGCCUGUCAUCUAUAAGAAAUGUCCUCAGAAGAUGCUUCACUUUUAUGAGCGCCAUGUCAAGAUCAUCCGGGAUGAGAAUAAGGCCCUGGCUGAUGAGGCCGACGCCUAAUCUCUCUCCGUACGUCACGUUUCGGACUUUGGACGACGGUUUAUUUGAAGGCAUCGUUGGCUGUUGCUGCGACCUGCAGGGGCGUUUUGGCGAUCGAUACGGGUCAAGGAGACCUCGGUUUUGCGAC
This is a messenger RNA of Ilyonectria robusta, 1346 nucleotides long. RefSeq lists its product as uncharacterized. Lineage: Eukaryota; Fungi; Ascomycota; Sordariomycetes; Hypocreales; Nectriaceae. The transcript has 6 exons. Bases 296 to 1219 code for a protein of 307 amino acids. Gene Ontology annotation, molecular function: chromatin binding. Gene Ontology annotation, cellular component: nucleus; pericentric heterochromatin. The record is from RefSeq and is a predicted model, not a curated record. Gene Ontology annotation, biological process: chromatin organization; negative regulation of transcription by RNA polymerase II.